Messenger RNA from Dicrocoelium dendriticum, 516 nucleotides. NCBI's taxonomy places the organism in Eukaryota, Metazoa, Platyhelminthes, Trematoda, Plagiorchiida, Dicrocoeliidae. The record is from the annotation of a GenBank genome assembly.
AUGUAUCACAGUCAGGCUAACUAUUGUACUCCACCAAAGUCCAUCCUCAUAUUGAACUCUUGCUUGAUGGCCUUCUCGCCUGUUCACGUGACUCGCUCAGCUUUCUUGCUGGCCAUAGCGGCUAUUGGCUCAGGAAUGUCUAUACUCAAAGUCACACGCAGUAAGGCUUUAUUUAUCUUACUAUACCAUCCCUUCGUGCUUGUUCAGCAGCUCAGUGGACUGAUAUUCAUCGAUAUGAGUGAUCGAAAUGGUUCCAUCCCUGCUGAAAUACCGGCUAGUACCAGUGAAACAACCCGGCCCGGUUCGGAUGAAAAGCCCCUCGAAGACGAGGUUUUUGCUCAGCUACAGUCUCAUCCUUACAUGGGCUCGGAUAUCUCCUUGCUCGAACUCAUCCGUAAAACGGACUAUCUGCAGCGGUAUCCCAGCUGGCUCGCCUACUGCGGACCGGAAAACAAAAAAACGUUCUCGCCUACUUACAUUGCUCGUAACGAUACGAUAUGGGUCUUUUUGUUUUGA